Molecule: messenger RNA, 3728 nt
Organism: Gopherus evgoodei (Goodes thornscrub tortoise)
Lineage: Eukaryota; Metazoa; Chordata; Testudines; Testudinidae
Gene: ELOVL1
Product: ELOVL fatty acid elongase 1
Exons: 9
Coding region: 1449-2327 (292 amino acids)
Biological process (GO): fatty acid elongation, monounsaturated fatty acid; fatty acid elongation, polyunsaturated fatty acid; fatty acid elongation, saturated fatty acid
Cellular component (GO): endoplasmic reticulum; endoplasmic reticulum membrane
Molecular function (GO): fatty acid elongase activity
Source: RefSeq, a predicted model, not a curated record
GUUGGAGGUCGGGGGGCGAGCCGGGUGGGACGCUGUGUGGAGCCGGAGUGGGCCAGGCCUGAGGGGUUAGGGUUGGAGGUCGGGGGGCGAGCCGGGUGGGACGCUGUGUGGAGCCGGAGUGGGCCAGGCCUGAGGGGUGAGGGUUGGAGGUCGGGGGACGAGCCGGGUGGGACGCUGUGUGGAGCCGGAGUGGGCCAGGCCUGAGGGGUUAGGGUUGGAGGUCGGGGAACGAGCCGGGUGGGACGCUGUGUGGAGCCGGAGUGGGCCAGGCCUGAGGGGUUAGGGUUGGAGGUCGGGGGACGAGCCGGGUGGGACGCUGUGUGGAGCCGGAGUGGGCCAGGCCUGAGGGGUUAGGGUUGGAGGUCGGGGGACGAGCCGGGUGGGACGCUGUGUGGAGCCGGAGUGGGCCAGGCCUGAGGGGUUAGGGUUGGAGGUCGGGGGACGAGCCGGAGUCCCUGCAGACAGGGGUCCUGCCUGGCUUUGGCCUCUGGCAGCUGGCUACGCUAGGGAGAAGUUGUUGCUGUGGGUUUCCUGGAUAGUGGCAAUAGUGGCCUUUUACCUCUGGCUGUGUGGCUAAGCUGGCCUGACUCAAUUGUGUGCUCCCACUUGGUGCAGGGACUGCACAUUCAUGUUCCUCUUGUGCAGAAAGCUUCACCACCUAUCCCAGCCACAGACUGAGCUCUGUCCAGCGCCCCUUACCAGGUGCAGCCUUCAGUGAUUCCAGCGUAUAGGGUGAAACCGUGUAUGUCCCAAGCACGAGCUGGAUGUCAUUUCAGUCUCCAGGCACACACCCUGCCCCUCCUGCUUGCCUCAGCCCAGGUGCUCAAACAGUAGGAGCUGCAAAUGUCAAGUGGGUGACACAGGUUCCUUUUUGGGUUUGUCCUCUGAUCUCUCCAAGGCAAAGGAGCCCAGUGCCAUCUUGUUCUUCCUCUGCAUUCACACCCUUGCUUGUCUCUGCUACUCCCAGUCCUCCACUCUGACCUUUACUCUUGUCUCCCAUCUCAUAUACACUGGCCUACCUUGGCAGCCUUGUCACAAACCUCAUGGCUCUACCUUUCUGAGCACCUCUCUCUGCCUGCAUCAUCUCUCACCUGGGCUACUGAAGCUCUUCCCCAGGGCCACCCCAGCUCUGUGCUGGACCAUUCUCCCUGACCCCAACGGUUGCUACUGCUUUCCCCUCCCUCAGUGAGUGCCUCAGUUCUAAGGGAGUUCCUGUCUCAUUACAGCUAGCAACACAUCUGUGACCCAGAGAAGAAUUCAGGGACCUGUUCCUGAGAGAGGCGUCUUUGAUUGGAGAAAAGGUUACUGUGGCACUUGGUGAACUUUCACUUUUUACGGUGAAGCUCGCACGCUUGGUAAAUCAGCAGGCUCUGCUCACCACAGAAGCUGGGGAUCCUGAGCCCAGAAAACCUGACCCUUCCCUGACUCUCUGCAGAACUCCAGCUGUUAUGGAAGCAAUUGUAACAAUGUACCGGGACUUCAUGAAGGGAACAGACCCCCGCAUAGCUGAGUACCCACUGAUGCAGUCGCCCUUCCUAAUGAUGGGGAUCCUACUGGGCUAUGUCUACUUUGUGCUGUCCCUGGGCCCCCGGCUGAUGGCGAACAGGAAGCCCUUUGACCUGAAGAAGUUCAUGGUGAUCUACAACUUCUUCCUGGUGGGCCUCUCACUCUACAUCGUCUAUGAGUUCCUGAUGGCAGGCUGGCUGACGGGAUACACCUGGAGAUGUGACCCUGUGGAUUUUUCCCAGGACCCCAAGGCCCUUCGGAUGGUCCGUGUAGCUUGGCUUUUUGUCUUCUCCAAGUUAAUUGAGCUGAUGGACACGGUGAUCUUCGUCCUGCGCAAGAAGAAUGAGCAGAUCACCUUCCUGCACCUCUUCCACCAUUCUGUCCUGCCUUGGAGCUGGUGGUGGGGUGCUAAGUUUGGCCCAGGGGGAAUGGGUUCCUUCCAUGCCAUGAUCAACUCCAUGGUGCAUGUCAUCAUGUAUUCCUACUACGGGCUUUCUGCGGCAGGGCCUGCCUUUCAGAAGUACCUCUGGUGGAAGAAGCACAUCACAGCUGUCCAGCUGGCGCAGUUCGUGAUUGUCUCCAUCCACAUCUCCCAAUACUACUUCAUGCCCGGCUGCCAGUACCAGUACCCCAUCUUCAUCCACCUUAUCUGGAUUUAUGGGACCAUCUUCUUCAUCCUCUUCUCCAACUUCUGGUACCACUCCUACACCAAGGGCAAGCGGCUGCCCAAGGGGGCCCAGUAUCCAGCCCAGCUCCAACACAACGGCAUCAGCCUGCACGAGAACAGCGCUGUCACCAACGGCAAAGUGAAAGCCAACUAGAGGGCCAGCCCCUCCCAGAGCCAAUGAGAGCCCCGGGGCAGAGGUGGCUGGGACUGUCCCCCUGCUUCUGGGUGUUACUAGCCAAAUCAAGUGCCUACAGACUGUUGUAUCCCAAGUGCCCGGCCCUGCUCCCUGCUGCCCUGUCUGUCUUCAGGCACGGCCCCUCUGCUCUGGGUAGCUUCUCCCACCAUUGUGGGGGAGGCUCCUGCUGCUUCCUGCCAUGUGAGCAGAGGAGCAGCCACCUGCGUCGCUGGCAGAGGGGUUACAGCCCUGCUCUGUUGUCUCCAAAGGAACUUCCCCUUAAGUGCCUGUCUGCCCCUUCUGCCAGGGCCCCCUUCCUGCACCAGGAGGCUGCUCCAUGGUGAGUAGGACCAAACAUGGAGCCCACCCCACCUUUGCCAUGUGUUUGGGCCCUAUGUGAAUGAGGGGAGUCACUCUCCAUUUGACUCCAGGUGCUCCCUGUGCCCCUCUGCUCUCAGCACUGCUGCCUGGGAGUGUAAGGCCCUGGGCCUCACUCCCACCUCAAGGACCCUGGGUCCUCCUAAUCCAUCAUCUGUCCUUGCCACUUCAUUGCAUUUCAUUGUGCUGCUCCUUCCCGGCUCCAGUAUGCAUAGCGAGGGGUUGCUGGGCCCUGCACUGAAAGCUCUGGCACUCCAGGACAGCUGGAUGGGGUGCAGGGUCAGGUCCCACUCUGGUUACUACUUGAAUGUGAGGCUGGGCCUACCACCCCUGUGCACUGGCUGACCCUUUUCACCCUGUGCCUUGCACACACAUGGGCCAUGCUGACACUUGGGGGGGGGGGGGGGGAAAGCCGUUCCCAGAGCGCAUGCUCCCGGCCUGCCUGCACCCUUCUUUCUUGGCUGGCUGUGGGGCGAGUGAGUCCUUUCUGGCCAUGGCUGCCUAUGCCUCUGCUGGCUGCCUGAGAGCUAGCCUCUUCAGGUUAUGGCUUGGUCCAGUGUCGGAGCAACUGCGUUUUUGUCUCCCUCUGCUUAAUACCCGUAAACUCAAGACUGGAGCAAUAAUCUCCCCUGGAAUUUGCUCCAUUGCUGCCGUGGCAUUGGGCCAAUAGUACGCUGAAGCCCAGCAGCCGUGUGCACAGUGAGAGGAGGUCAGAGCAUGGCCUCAGCCCUCUUCCUCCCAGUGGCCCUGCUGUCCCUUGUGCAGGUUCCCAGGACAGCGCCCUUUGUGCCUUGUAAGUGUUUCCACUUGGCAUGAGGGGCCUGUUCUUGCAUUUGGGAGUAGUGCAGCAGCUGGUCAGUGGGCAUCUCCCACUCUGGCUGCAGUCCAAGCCUUGUUGGUGUGCAUCCUGUGGGGGAAGUAGGGGGCCGUGAGCACCCCCCCCCCAAUCCGGGCUGCUCUUGUGUAUCUCCAGAAAUAAAGACAGAAGGAGAAGCGGCUCUA